Melampsora larici-populina 98AG31 is the source of this 2135-nucleotide messenger RNA. RefSeq lists its product as uncharacterized. The transcript has 8 exons. The record is from RefSeq and is a predicted model, not a curated record. Gene Ontology annotation, molecular function: protein binding. NCBI's taxonomy places the organism in Eukaryota, Fungi, Basidiomycota, Pucciniomycetes, Pucciniales, Melampsoraceae. The coding region runs from base 147 to 1994 and encodes 615 amino acids.
UAAACUUUAAAAAAAACAUCAAUCCAACCGAUCACACCCUUCCAGACUCAAGACUCACACUCAGACUCAGUUCAACCCCUGAAGUUCGAGACUCAAGAAUCUUGAUACUUCAACUUCACUCUUUCUUUCAAAAAAUAUCAAGAUCCAUGGCCAACAAUCAAAACUCACCAAUACCACUCCCAACAAGAGUCGGUAACCUAAUCCAAACCCAUCGUAAAACUUUACUAAUCUCAAUCACUAUAGCAAUAGCACUUGCAGCUGGUACAAUUUAUUUUGGAUCGUCUUCUUCCAACAACACAACCACCACCCCAACCACAACAACAAAUGAAAAAGAAAAGAAAAAGAAAAAAGAAGGAAAGAAAUCAAAAAAGAAAACCAAAAAAUCAUCAGCUCCUUCUACACCUACUCUUGAUUCAAAUUCAAAUUCAAACCAAAACCAAAACCAAAACCAAACUGAAAAAAUCAUCAAUUCUAAAGAAGAUUCAAGUGAUACUGAAAUAGAUCCAUUAACAUUAACCAAAACUCAAAUCGAAUCAUUACCUAAAUCAAAACGAGAAAGUUAUGCAUUCGAAUUAAAAACCAAAGGAAAUAAAUCAUAUCAAUCAAGAGAGUUUGAAGAAGCGAUUAAAUGUUAUACCAAAGCUAUCGAAUGUGAAGAGAAAGCUGUUUAUUAUAGUAAUCGAGCUGCUUGUUUUACUCAUUUGAACGAUUCAGAAUCGGUUAUUAAAGAUUGUACAGAUGCACUUAGACUAGACAAGAAUUAUAUAAAAGCAUUGAAUAGAAGAGCAGCAGCACGAGAGCUAUUAGGAGGUGAAGAAAACUUAUUAUUAUCACUUUAUGAUUUCACGGCUUGUGUGAUUUUAGAUGAAUUUAAAACUGAUACAAAAGGUGUGGCUGCUGAUCGAGUGAUGAAACGGUAUGCUAGUGAAAGAGCUAAACAACUUAUUAAGGAACGAGGACCGAGAUUACCAUCAGCAAUGAUCAUCCGAGCCUACCUAAACGCAUUCCGACCUAAACCGAAACCUGAAUUACCAGAAGAACCCAAUCAAGGAGACCGAACACUAGAUCUAGCUUAUGAUGCACUAGAAGCCUACAAGUAUGAACACGCAUGUAGUUUGUUUAUGGAAGCAGUAGAACAAGUGCCCAGUACCGAACAUCUUCGAGCGAAUGCAUACAUGAUGAAAGCUACCUUCUUAUUCUUGAUGGGACAAUCAGCCUUAGCCUUAGAAACGUUUAAUGAAGCUUUAGUACAUGAACCGGGAUUGAUUCAAGCAUGGGUUCGAAAAGCAAGUGUGGAUGUGGAAUUGGGUUCAUUGGAAAGAGCUAUGGAAGAUUUUCAAGUAGCUUUAUCGAUUAAUGAAUCAGAAGCCGAUAUUUAUUAUCAUCGAGCACAAGUUUAUAAUGUUACAGAACAACAUCAUUUAGCGAUUUCGGAUUAUGAGAAAUCUAUCGAACUGGAUCCUACGUUUAUCUUUAGUCAUGUUCAAUUAGCUGUAGCGAUUUAUAAAACUGGUGAUGUGAAACGAUCGAUGGAAAUGUUUGAAGGUUAUCUUAAAUCUCAUGAGAACGUACCGGAAGUUCAUAAUUAUUUUGGUGAACUUUUAUUUGCUGAAAGAAGGUUUGAUGAAGCUAUGAAACAAUUUGAUUUAUCUAUUGAAUUAGAUCAACAAAGACCAGGACCGAGAAACGUACAUCCAUUAGUCAACAAAGCCAUGGUCUAUGCCACUUCAUCAUCCAACAUAGAAAAAGCCAUUGAAUUAUGUCAAGAAGCCUUAAAGAUCGAUUCAAGAUGUGAUGCAGCUAUUCAACAGAUUGCUCAAUUCAAAUUACAAACUUCACAGAUGAAAGAAGCAGCUGAAUGGUUUGGAAAAGGUGUAGAAGUGGCUAUGACGGAAAUGGGUUUGAAUCAGUUUUUACAAUUCGAGGCGGCUGCUAAGGCUCAACAAGCUUUUGUUAGUGAAUAUCCUGAGCAUGCUGCUCGAUUUGGUUUAUAAAUUUCAAAACUACCCAACCAAACCAAACCAAACCAAAAAAAAAGGAAACCAAAAUGGGAAUAGAUAUAACAUGAUUUAUAAAAAAUGUGGUUUUUUUUUAUCUGAUCGAUUUAUAUUGAUAAAAAUUUAAUUAUUUAACUG